Fusarium odoratissimum NRRL 54006 is the source of this 1800-nucleotide messenger RNA. RefSeq lists its product as uncharacterized. Lineage: Eukaryota; Fungi; Ascomycota; Sordariomycetes; Hypocreales; Nectriaceae. Gene Ontology annotation, cellular component: fungal-type vacuole membrane. The transcript is spliced from 4 exons. Gene Ontology annotation, molecular function: basic amino acid transmembrane transporter activity. The record is from RefSeq and is a predicted model, not a curated record. Bases 1 to 1800 code for a protein of 599 amino acids. Gene Ontology annotation, biological process: transmembrane transport; basic amino acid transport.
AUGACUGACGCCGAGGGUAACACGACGAUAGUGGAAGGUCAGGAAUGCCGACACCGCGCAACGAUAUCCCUCGAGCCGUGCCAGGACUGCAAACGCGAAUCCAGCCAGCGGGUCCGGUAUCGGUGGCGCAUCAUCCUUGGCCUUGUGCUACCGUUUGCCAUCUCAGCCCUGGACGUGACCAUCAUCGCCACCGCAUUACCUUGGAUCGCUGCUGAUUUCGACCGCGUGACCCAGCUCAACUGGAUCAUCGCUGCCUUCAACCUGACUGCGGUAGUCUUCAUUCCUUUAUGGGGCCAGAUGGCCGAUAUCUUUGGACGACACUCUACCAUCCAAGCCUGCAUGAUUCUGACCCUCAUCGGAGGGGGCAUUUGCACGGGGACGCCUUACAACGCUUUCCCGAUGCUGUUGUUUGGGCGCGCGCUGCAGGGCAUUGGUUGUGCUGGCAUGAAUGUCGUUAUCCGUGCCAUCGUCGCUGACAAGGUCUCGCUGCGUGAGGACGCAUAUACCUGGUCCAUAUUCUCGCUCGUCGGCGGGUGUUCCUACGCCAUUGGGCCUGUUGUAGGAGGAUACCUCACGAAGACUACCUGGCGAUGGUGCUUCGGCAUCAAUCUUCCGAUAGGGGUGGCAGGCUGCAUCGUUGUCUUCGUUUUCCUACGUCCGGUUCUCCUCGGCCCGCAGCCGCUCCCUCAGCUCGAAGAAACGACACAAAUCGCUCGCAAGUCAACCGUGAUGCAGCGGUUGGCCACUAUUGACGCUGGCGGCCAGGAUCUUUGCCUGUUAGGGAUCGGUCUGCUCGUCUUGGCGUUCACUUGGGCUGGUGCGACCUACGAUUGGGACACGUCAGCCGUUCUCGUGCCCACAAUUGCCGGCUUUGUCAUUAUCUUUGCCUUCAUCUGGUGGCAACGCGAGAUGGAACCCGGGAGAAGGCUCGCCAAGCUAUUCCCACGGCAGCUGCCCAUGAUCUCCUGGCAAGUUAUCAAAAACAGGGAUAUUGGGUUACUCUUGUUCACCUCGUUUGCGUCGGGCAUGGCCAUGUACGCGGUCAUGUAUUUUUGCAGCCUGUACUUCACCAUGGUGAAGCACUCACCGGCAAGCGAGGCCGGCCGGGCGCUUCUCUUCUUUGUGCCCGGGAUCGCAGUUGGCGUGUAUAUGGCCAUACGCAUGUGCAACAAUUGGCCGCGACAGACGUGGCAUCCGAUCAUGACGGGUUCUAUCAUCGAGGCUGUGGCCAUUGCGCUCCUCGCUUGGGCCAUGUGGGAGGAGCGCGAUGGGGUGGUUUAUGGAAUGAUGGCAAUGGCUGGCGUGGGUGUAGGGGUACGUUUCAUGCCAGUUCCUCUGCACGGCAUGGGCUUCUUCCCCAAGCAAGUCUCUGCCAUAGUCAGCCUAACCCAGUUAUCAGAUCCUCUUGGCGGCACGUUUGGUCUCACUAUCAUGACGACCGUCUUUAAUAACGCUGUCAAUCUCGGGAACAAUACUACUAUGUCAGCCAAUGACUUCGUGACACUGCAGAACUUGCCUCCAGAAGCAAUUGCAGAGAUCAAGGAGGCCGCUAAGGAGGGUAUUGUGUGGGCACUCAUCGCCAUCUUCCCUUUCAUGAUCCUGUGCAUUGUGGCAGCUGCGUUCAUGGGUAGUGUGUACCUCACAACAGGCGCGGAAGACGAGGACGAUAACGCAAAUCAGAUUUACGAGGGCGUGUAUCUUUGGGCGCUGCUUCGCAAAGAGAAGAUAGACAGAAACUCGGACAAGGUCAAAGUGACCUAUCGGGCGGCGUAUGCGAACAGGCCAAGUCUGCCGCGGUAG